AUGAAGAUUGUCAACUCCUAAAUUGAUUUAUAGUAAUUAUUAUUAAAUAUAAUCUUAUAAGGUAUAAUGUAAUUCGAUUGCAAAUAGAGGAAUGUCCUCAAGAGGAGUAUUAAAUAAUGAAUAUCUAUUGGAAAUGCAGGGAGAUAACCUGAAAAUACAAUACUUAGGUUGUUCUUGAUGCUCAAUAAGAUUGACCUAAAUAGAUAGAUUUUUAGAGAAGAAUCUUCAGAUUGGGUUGUCACUAGAAUAGAAAUCCCAGCUCAUCAAAUAAUUGAUUUUAAGAGUAAAUGAAUAUAGUCAUUAAUCCAGGGUUGCUUAAAAAUAGGGCAACUUUGGCAAAUUCUAUUUGAUUCAGAUGAUCGAAGAAAUUUAGGAGCAAUGUUGAAAAAUGAAAUUGAUUUAGUUGAUAUAUUUCAACUAGAGUUCCCAAAUUGCAUUAUGAAGAAUGCAAUGUGUUGGAAUAUGAGAUUUAGAAUGAUCCAAUAUAUUUCUGGUAAUUGUAAAGAAGCAAAAUUGAUAUGUUUUGUCAGGAUGAGUUAAUAAAUAAAUAUAUAUCUCAAUAUUCAAUUGUAUUAAAGAAUAAAUGCAUUAGAGAAUUUAAUACUAAAAACUUGUAUUCUUUGA
Messenger RNA from Paramecium octaurelia, 624 nucleotides. Lineage: Eukaryota; Ciliophora; Oligohymenophorea; Peniculida; Parameciidae. The record is from the annotation of a GenBank genome assembly.